AUGACGCUUGGGGGCGGAAGGCUGUUUGUCUUGUUUGCAGCCGGACAGCUUCCUGUCGCAUCUUUCGCAACUUUCGCAUCCCGCAAAGAACAGCGUUGCUAUCCCCCGAUCUCGACCAUUCGAAGAGACAUGAUGUCCAAGAGACAAGCUGAACUGUCGCUCGAAGAAGAUCUCUCUGCAGGCUCUCCUGCUUCAAAGAAGGCUCGUGUGGAGGACGACAUUGACGAGGAUGACCCACGCCGUGGAGCAGUACCGUUGCAACGGGCUCCGGGACAAGAAUACGAACAGGACGAACGCAGAGGAAACGACAUACUUGCUGCUGCUGAUCGCGAAGGAGAAGAAUUGAGAGAGGCUGCUCAGGACAACGGUGCUGAGUCCUCGGAUAUCGACGAGGCCGAAGAUGACAGACCCGCCAUUGCUGCCCCGAAACGCCAAAGCGCGCCCAUGGAAGGAUACAGUGACCUCUAUCUCGAUACGAUCAACCGGCAAAUUCUCGACUUUGACUUCGAAAAACUCUGCUCCGUCAGUCUGUCGAAUAUCAAUGUGUACGCGUGCUUAAAGGUUUAUGUGCUUCCCGAGGGCUACGAAGUCAAGAACAAGAGCUUGGAUGAUAUCAAAUACGUGGUGGACCCAUACUACACAAAGGAGGAGGUGAACAAGCUGGACAAGGAAGUUCAUGACGCGUUUGAUCUGGCCGGGAAUCGUUACAGACCAGGCUUCGUGGGUAUGAACAACAUUAAAGCAAACGAUUACCUGAAUGUGGUUGUUCAGCUUUUGGCUCAUGUCUACCCCAUUCGCAACUAUUUCUUGCUACAUGAAUUUCCCACUCCGGGCACACCACAGCUCGCCCUCCGGUUUAGCACAUUAGUCCGAAAACUGUGGAAUCCUAAAGCGUUCCGAUCCCAUGUGUCACCGCACGAGCUACUACAAGAAAUCGCCCUUCGGUCAUCGAAGCGCUUCACUCUGACUCAGCAGUCAGACCCUGUUGAAUUCAUGUCUUGGUUUCUGAAUAACCUACACCUUUCGCUCGGAGGGUCGAAGAAGCCGUCCAAGACCCCGACCAGCGUGAUUCAGGCUGCUUUCCAAGGCCACCUGAGGAUCGAAAGCCAGGCGAUUACUGCUCAUUCCGAUACCCAGAAUGCCCGCUUGGUUUUCACCGAGUCUGGAACUAUCAACAGCCAAGUCACACCAUAUCUCAUUCUUACACUCGAUCUACCGCCCACGCCGCUCUUCCAGUCUGCGAACCGCGAAUCUAUCAUUCCUCAAGUACCGCUGACCACACUCUUAAACAAAUACAACGGCAUCACAGCUUCCGAAAAGCUGGCUCACCGAGUUCGUCAUCGGCUGCUUCACCCUCUGCCUCCCUAUCUUCUCUUCCAUAUCAAGCGUUUCAGCAAGAAUAGAUUCGUUUCUGAGCGCAAUCCAACAAUCGUCACCUUCCCAUCGACUCAUUCACUGGAUAUGUCACAAUACGUCGAACCAAACCCAGACGUCUGGCCCCCCAGUGAACCGAUUUACUACGAUCUUGUGGCCAACAUUAUCCUCGAUCCGAUGGUCACUGCUCCGGGUGCCACCGAGGAUGCCGCUGCAGAUAAGGGUGUCAAUGCUGCAGGUGCCGCCCCGUCAUCGGGAGCUGGUGCAGGUAGCGAGAAGGUCGCCUGGCAUGUCCAACUCCACGAUAAGGCCAUGGCUGCAGAGAACGCACGGCUCCAGCGUGAGCAUGCUGGUGAGCAGCGCGGUCCGGAGUGGCUCGAAAUACAAGACUUGUUCGUCAAGAAAGCUGAGAGUGAGACCCUGUUCACUCGAGAGGGAUACCUAAUGGUUUGGGAGCGUCGGAAAGUUCCCGGUAUGAAUUGGAAGGGGAAGAAGGCUGCCAAGUAG
This is a messenger RNA of Aspergillus terreus NIH2624, 1881 nucleotides long. Its product is annotated as ubiquitin carboxyl-terminal hydrolase family protein. The transcript has 3 exons. Lineage: Eukaryota; Fungi; Ascomycota; Eurotiomycetes; Eurotiales; Aspergillaceae. Gene Ontology annotation, biological process: spliceosomal complex assembly; protein deubiquitination; mRNA processing. The record is from RefSeq and is a predicted model, not a curated record. Bases 1 to 1881 code for a protein of 626 amino acids. Gene Ontology annotation, molecular function: cysteine-type deubiquitinase activity.